UAAAGUAGCACAGCCUAACUCUUAGCUACUUGCGGGUUUGUAGCUAAGCUUCCCACACCUCGCGUUGCGCGCGCCCCUAUACGGGAUCUACCGAAUCUUCUAGUGCAUGUGCUGACAGCGUUCUAUCCGACUCAACCUCACGAUUCGCGUUUCUUCGUAUACUUUGCAAGCUUUUACUCAUAUUCACCAAUCUUUCCCGUACUACGAACUUGCUGAUCUAGGAUAAUCACGCCGCGCGUCUCCCAGACACCUAAAUCAAGUCAGGGAACAACGGCGCGAAUUUCAUUCCAACUGUAAGUGCACGCGGACCUACGAGCGAUAGUCGAGGGUACCGCACACGUUGCCGUUGUCCUUGUACUGCUACUAGCUACUAGCGUUCGUUAACUACUCGAGGCCGCUGCUCGAGCACGCAUAACGCGCGCACCGGGCCGACCGCCGAGCCCUGGCUAAAGGACGAACACCACCAGAAAUAAAGACAAUACUUGCCUUAAAGUUAAGCUGUACCUAGCUAUUAAAGCCAAGAACAAUUAAUAAUUUGAAAAACUAAAAUUUUACAAGAAGGUAGACAGGAAAUGGUCAUGGAGGUAUCCCCCUCACCUCAAUGCGUCGGUCGUGAGUUUGUCCGACAAUAUUAUACUUUACUUAAUAAAGCUCCGACACAUUUACACAGGUUUUACAAUAAUUAUUCAUCUUUUGUUCAUGGAGGUUUUGAUACAAAUAGAGAGCCCAAUCCAGCAAUUGGUCAAAAGCAAAUUCAUCAAAAAAUUCAAGCCUUAAACUUUCAAGAUUGUCAUGCUAAAAUUAAUCAAGUAGAUUCACAAUCAACACUUGGUAAUGGUGUUGUAGUUCAGGUUUCAGGUGAAUUAUCUAAUAAUGGUCAUCCAAUGCGACGUUUUACACAAACGUUUGUAUUAGCAGCACAAGCACCAAAAAAGUAUUACGUACAUAAUGAUAUUUUCCGUUAUCAAGAUUUUGGUUAUGGUGACGAAGAGGAAGAAUUAGAAGGUGAAAGUAACAUCAAUGAAAAUGCUGAAAGAGAAGGUGAGGUAGAAAAUACACGAGCAGAAGUUGAAGACGAAGACCAUCAAAAUGAAGCUCAACAAUUGGCAACUAAAAUUGUUAAUACUGAACAACAUAGUCAGGCACAACAGCAACAAGUUGCUCCUAUGACCCAACAGCAACAAGUUUAUUAUACUAUGCCUUCUCAACAACAGAUUCAUCCUGUUAUGCAGCAAGUUACAAUAAAUGGAUCUGUUCACGAAGAUUCUUCAAUUAUUUCUCAACAACCACUUCAACAGCAACCACCCUUACCACAGCAAUAUAUGGCUGAACCAAAUAAUCAAGAGCAAUUUCAAUCGGAGAGUGAACAAGACUCUGUAUCUCAACAACAACAGUCAAUUAAAACUGAUUCUCAUCCUACAUCAGAAGAAAUUAAUGAGCAGCCAGAGAUUGAUCAAAACUAUACACAAUCCACUCCAGAAACUGAAACUGAACAUCAAAUUUCGUCCCAAAAUAUUAACAAUAGUGGACCAAAAACAUAUGCAAACUUGGUUAAAUCUUUUCCUAACGUUGGCUCUACUAGUCCCCAGGUGCCUAAACCAUCAUUAUCUCCGCCCCCUAUUCAAAAUAUGCGUAUUGAUGAUCGCAUAUCAGCACAUCAACCAUCUACAGGAGCAUCUGUCCCAACUUCUACGGGUACAACCAUAAAUCAGCAUGUACAUAGAAUGACUAGUGUUCCUCAACAACAGACGCAAACUCAACAAUAUCAGCAAAGAUUACCUAGAACUGGUGGUCCAAUUCAACGAGAUGGAGAUCGUCGUACUGGAAGAUCUGUUGGUUAUACUGAUUCACAUCAAUUGUUUUUGGGAAAUCUGCCUCAUAAUGCUUCUGAAAAUGAUCUUAGGCAGAUUUUUGAACGAUAUGGACGUGUAGCAGAUCUUCGUGUACACAGUAAACAAACCGAUCGUACAAAAGGACCACAAGGAACAAACAAUACCAGAGUUCCAAAUUAUGGAUUUAUUACGUUCGAAGAUUCAUCCGUUGUUAAUAAAGUACUUGAUAAUUUGCCAAUUUACUUCCCAGAGAAAAAUGGCCAGAAAUUGAAUAUUGAAGAAAAAAAAGUGAGGCCUAGGGAAGGAGGAGGUGGUUGUGGCCGUCUGAAUCCAGCAGAUGGUAACAUGCGUCCUAUGGGAACUCAGCAACAACAACAGCAACGUUUUCCAGGUGGUCCAGGAUUGAUGCGAGGUGGACAGCAAGGAACACGCGGACGUGGCGGUUUUAACCGUGGUGGAGGCGAAGGAGGUCGAGGAGGAAUUAGACAGCCUGGUGGAAAUCCAAACAAUCAGAACUACCAAAAUCGUCGCUAAUUCUUGACAAAUAAUCUUUGGAUUUUGACUUGCAGCAAGCAAGACUUACCGCUCAUUUGAUUAACACAUCAAGAUUAAACGAAAAAACGAAAAAGACAAGAGUAUAAAUGAUAAUUGAGCUUUGCUCAAAAGAACCGUAUGUAAACUAAACAAUUAAAAAUAGGCAAUCUCAUGGAAAUGAUAUUCUGAUCCAAAAGGAAUAAAGCUUUCACGAGACUCUUCCUUAAAAAAGAAGAUCAGUGCAACAUAAACUUUUUAAGCGUGAAAAUUACCAGAGAAACAAGACAUACUUGGGGAAUAGAAUACAAGUACGCUAAUGCGCAAGCACAGAGACUAUUGUCAAUUCUCUAAGUUGACAUCGACCUAAAAAUAGCUUUACAUAACUUAAUUAAAAAUAUAUUUAAGAACUUUUAUUAUUUUCAUCAAAGUUAAAUUGUGCUUAA
Molecule: messenger RNA, 2809 nt
Organism: Ceratosolen solmsi marchali
Lineage: Eukaryota; Metazoa; Arthropoda; Insecta; Hymenoptera; Agaonidae
Gene: rin
Product: ras GTPase-activating protein-binding protein 2
Exons: 9
Coding region: 573-2366 (597 amino acids)
Cellular component (GO): ribonucleoprotein complex; cytosol
Molecular function (GO): mRNA binding
Source: RefSeq, a predicted model, not a curated record